Verticillium dahliae VdLs.17 is the source of this 840-nucleotide messenger RNA. RefSeq lists its product as uncharacterized. Gene Ontology annotation, molecular function: protein binding. The transcript is spliced from 3 exons. The coding region runs from base 1 to 840 and encodes 279 amino acids. The record is from RefSeq and is a predicted model, not a curated record. Lineage: Eukaryota; Fungi; Ascomycota; Sordariomycetes; Glomerellales; Plectosphaerellaceae.
AUGAAGACCAGCGUCGAGUAUAAAAUAUGUCUCGCUCUCACUCUCGCCGUGAGGAUGUAUGACCAUGCACUUGCCGCUCAUGUCGAGUACGCCGUCUGUGAUACAACACGCAGAGACCAGAUGACGACCCCUGAAGAACCGCACACGCGACAGUACAGUCAUAUCAACGGUACUGUCGCCGACCUCCACGACCGUCUGGUUGUAUCUGAGCUCUGCAAAGGCUGGGCAGUCUACCGCGAUGCUUCCGAAUGGAUGAACUUUCGAUCUCUCUUUGCAGAUGAUGCCACCGUCUGGACAACAUGGUCUGGCCCUCGAAAGAUCGACGACUUUAUAUCCAUCUCAAAAGCCGGCAAGGCUGCCGGUGCCUUUAUCCAGCACCGCGAAUGUGGCACCCUUGUCGAGCUGAACCGCGAAGUAGGCCGCGCCCUGGGCAAGAUGAAGGCGACCAUCACUCAGCGCUUCACCUCUGUGAACGGGGGGCCUGCGUUCGACGUCGACUGCGAUUGUCGCUUCUUGUUCUUCUGCGAAGCACAACCCGUCAGUGACAUCGGCCAGCCCCAUACAAAAGCCGACGCACCGAACGGCAAGGUGGUUGAGGGUGAGAUGAAGCCCAAACCAGAGGAGGGACCUUCCGACGAGCAGCAAUGCGAUGCUUCUGCGGCAACUAUAAGCUCGGGAACCAUGGAAGAUCGGAUUGCUGUCGAUCAGGAAGUAAAUGCCACAAGCGGCAACGUCCAGCACCAGGCCCAGACGGCCUGGAAAGUCCGCUUCGUCAAGCUCGUCUACGAGAAGGAUCGCGUGGUGCCCGUCGACGGCCGCUCGGCCCCCACGCGUCUCUAG